UCACCACUCAAUCAAGUAGAGAUCGAUAUUACCAGAUUUGUGGCCCUUCUCAUAUUCAACCUCCACCAUGGAAAACACCCUCACAAACAUAUCCACCCAACUCUCCACAUCAGCCUCUCAUUUGGAUGAAGCAAACACACACGUGGCCCAAUAGCACAGCAGAUACCUUUAUCCUUACCCAAUCACAAUCAACAUUUGGAUUUGCCAAUAUCCCUCCUCAAACUUCCCCAUAUACUUAACUUAGCUUGUACCUCAACCUCAUCUCCACUACCACCAAGAAAUAGAAUCCCACACUGCAGCAAAUCCUAAUUCAAUAACAAAUCCAACAAUGGCAGCCAAUGCACUAAUGAGCUGCGGCGUAUCGACCACUUUUCGAACAUCCUUCCUUUCUUCUUCUCGGUCGAGAUUCGCGAGUUUCGGUGCCUCAAAUGCUUCCAAGUCCCGGUUCACUAUGUCCGCCGAGUGGAUGCCCGGCGAGCCUCGUCCCUCCUACCUCGAUGGCUCGGCUCCCGGAGAUUUUGGAUUCGACCCACUUCGCCUAGGAGAAGUCCCGGAAAAUCUUGAGAGAUAUAAGGAGUCUGAGCUCAUUCACUGCAGAUGGGCUAUGCUUGCUGUUGCGCAAGAGUGGGCCGCAGUUCCAGGAGGACAAGCAACUUAUUUGGGCAACCCAGUUCCGUGGGGGACCCUACCCACAAUUUUGGUGAUUGAAUUCUUAGCAAUUGCAUUUGUUGAGCACCAAAGGAGCAUGGAGAAAGACCCAGAAAAAAAGAAGUAUCCGGGUGGGGCUUUCGACCCGUUGGGUUACUCCAAGGACCCACAAAAGCUGAAGGAGCUGAAAAUCAAGGAGAUUAAGAAUGGUCGUCUUGCUUUGUUGGCAUUCGUGGGAUUUUGCGUGCAACAGUCGGCAUACCCCGGGACAGGGCCUCUGGAGAACUUGGCAACUCACUUGGCUGACCCGUGGCACAACAACAUUGGCGAUGCUCGGCCCAGGACUCAGGUCAAACCAGCUGUCAAAAUCGAAUUGUUGCAGCUUGCGUCCACCACAUCCUCCGAUCCCCUUUCUGCCGCCGCAUCGGCGUCUGCCUCGCUCAAGCACCGCCGCCCCGCGGGUGAGAACAUCCGCGACGAGGCCCGCUGCCACGCCUCGCCCCACGGCUUCUCCGCCAAGUGA
Messenger RNA from Striga asiatica, 1171 nucleotides. The record is from the annotation of a GenBank genome assembly. NCBI's taxonomy places the organism in Eukaryota, Viridiplantae, Streptophyta, Magnoliopsida, Lamiales, Orobanchaceae.